Rangifer tarandus platyrhynchus (Svalbard reindeer) is the source of this 1038-nucleotide messenger RNA. Lineage: Eukaryota; Metazoa; Chordata; Mammalia; Artiodactyla; Cervidae. The record is from the annotation of a GenBank genome assembly.
AUGCCCCCUGCAACGUCCUCCUUAGGACCACCCCUCGGUGGUCCCUUCGCCCACCUUCCGAAACCCCAGCAUCUUGUGCGGCCCUCCCUAACAGCCUACGCAGCAAACCACCCUGUCCUUAAAGACCACGGCUCUCAGAGGGCAGGACGAGAAGAUGUCAGGGGAGCCUUCAGAAAGAAGGUGUCACCUAAACUGAUACUGACGUCCGGGGUCCCCUCGUGCGAGGGCCCACCCAGAGCUGCCUUCAGGCGACAACCGCGCGAGCCAGCCACCCUAGGGAGGGAGCGGAGACUGAGGCAGUGUCCCCGCCCUCAGGAUGACAAGGACCCCGCGCGGGGGGGCAUCACCGGCCGAUCGCCGAGGAGUCCUGGAGGGCGCGGAGCCCCCUCGGAGCCACCCCGAAGCCGAGACAAUGCCCGGCGCCCGGACGCGCGGCGGUCGGUUCCGCUCCGCGACCCUGUCCCCGCUUGGCGCUCAGGGCGGCGGCCGACACCUCGGGCAAGCGACCCCGCGGCGCCCCGCUCGGAUGUGCCACACCCGGGGGGGAUCCCCGUCCGACCCCGGGAUUCCUGCCUUCUCGGAGACCCCUGCCGCCUGGGAUCCCAGUCCGGCCCCAGCACCCCCGCCCGGUUCUGGGACCCUAAUCCGGCCCUGGGACCCCCGCCCGGCCCGGGACCCCUGCCUUUUCGGAGACCCCUGUCUCCUGGGAUCCCAGUCCGGGCCCGGGAGCCCCGCCCGACCCCGGGAUCCCAGUCCGGCCCCGGGAGCCCCGUCCGACUCAAGACCCCUGCCCUCCUCCCCGUCCGGCCCUGGGGACCCCCGCCCGGCUCUGGGACCCCAGUCCGGCCCCGGGACCCCCGUCCGGCUCUGGGACCCCAGUCUGGCCCUGGGGACCCCUGUCCGGCUCUGGGACCCCAGUUCGGCCCCGGGACCCCCGCCCGACUCGAGACCCCUGCCCCACCCUGGACCCAGCCCGGCUCUGGGACCCCUGACUCCCGAGGAUCCCCCCGACCGCCCGAGACCGCCGCUUGGCCGUGA